Messenger RNA from Formica exsecta, 3243 nucleotides. RefSeq names its product headcase protein. The coding region runs from base 1113 to 2525 and encodes 470 amino acids. The record is from RefSeq and is a predicted model, not a curated record. The transcript has 5 exons. Lineage: Eukaryota; Metazoa; Arthropoda; Insecta; Hymenoptera; Formicidae.
CACCCAAUGGGGCCUCACUUUCGCGCUCGCCCGCGUUCGGCGCCACGGCAGCCAACACGCUGUCGUCGCCGGCUUCUCUCAGUGACUAGUAUACCCUACGUGCGAGCGAGCGUUUAUUCCGUCGUGAGCUCGUCUGUCUCGUCGGGAGAGCAGCGAGAGAAAAAAGAGAACGGAAAAAGGGAGAAGUAUAAGAAAAAUAAAGAGAGAGAGAGAGAGAGACAGUGUCGUGUUGUGUUUUGUAACGUAUGUGCGUCCUUUUCUCAUAGACCGUAUACGUCGCUCGUUAAGUGUGCUUAUUCGAAUUGUCGCGGCAGUUGGUCGUGAAACGCGACGCGCGCGCGCGCGCCCAACAUCGGAAAUUGCGUCGCACGCCGGCGACGCGUACCGGCGCCGGUGACCCUGACAUUCGAGAAGCCGGCAGCCGAGACACAUUCGUCGUCUCGUGCGCGCAGGAGCAACAUCGCGCUGUGUUAUGCCAAGUCGGCGGCGGUGAACGAACGUACGCACGUACGUACGUAUAUACGUACGUGAGAGAGAGAAAGAGAAGAAACGCGGAAACGGACAAUGAUCGACGAGGACGCGUAGUGUAUUCUUCGCACUGCCGGACUUUUCGCGACUUUUAGUGACUUUUCUUUGGACAGAGUGGCGCGGUGUGUAUGUAUCUCUAGUACGCAGUGACCUUGACUUCGAUGCGCAACUAGGAGAGACUAGAGCCAACGUCACGCCAUAUUCCGGGCAGUGUUUCCGAGCGGUGUGUGCCUAUCGCGCGACCGACAAUUUUGUUGUGACGCGCAACAACGAAUGACCUUGAUUCUGACGGGUAGGCGACUCCUUGAUUUCGUCGAGUCGCGAAUCGGUCUCGGGCGUCAGAUCGAUUUCCGCCAUUCUCACACGGUUUCUUUUCUUCGUCGUAUUCGCAUCGCGUGAGAUGUAACCGAAAAUGAAGAACUGAAGUGAGCCGAUCAUCGUAAUCGCAACGAAUCGCGCGUUCGUCCAUCGGUAACCGCGAUAUUCGCAAUUUUCGAACCUACAUUCGAGCCACUCUCAACGAGAAACUACGUUCGAGAAUUAACGGGAAAGGACACGCGACCUUGAGCAAAAACCGAGCAUCUAUGGCACCGCGGCGUCACGCCAACGGCGGCCACGGCGGUGGCGGUGGCCUCCUGGAGAACGGGGGCGGCGCCGGUGGCGGUAUCAACGAUCCCAUGGACAAUCUCCUGGGUAAUCCGACCCAGACGACGCGAUGCUGCACGCCGACCGGUGAGUGCCUGCGCGGCGAUACUCUCAUCCGUUUAAACGCCCUGCACGACACGGUCAAGGUCACCUGCAACAACGACAACUGCCCGAUCGGCCAGUUUAUGCAUCGCGAGUGCUUCGACGUCUGGGAGCAAACGGUACUCACGUACCUAAAGAGCUGCGGUCGCGCUCGCAGCUGGUCCGAGCGUCAACGUCAUCAGAAUCUCUGGACCAAGAAGGGCUACGAUCUCGCGUUCAAGGCGUGCGGCUGCCGCUGCGGCCGCGGCCACUUGAAGAAGGAUCUCGACUGGCUGCCACCCGGCUUCGGCAACGUGCCCGGUAAUCGUCCCGACGAGAACGAAGCCAAGAAGAAGAAACGACGCAACCGGCAGAACACCCGACCGAGCCUGGCCGUGUCGGCCGGACCGCCCAAUCACGGCAAUCACGUCGUCACCGCCAACGGGCGCGGCACCAGCGAGGCUCAGAUGAUCGAGUCGGGCCGCGGCAGGGCCGGUUCCCUGUCAUCCAGCACCGGUUCCAGCUCGCCGCCGGCCACCAGCGAGCCCAGCGUCAGUCCGCUGCACCAACCGCAGGUUAUCAUGAAGAAGAAGAGCAAGGUCGACUUCUUCAGCGAUCGCGCAAGACAAAGCUGUGGCGCCAACGGCAUCUUCUCCCGUCGUCUAGAUUUCAGCGCUUUCAACAGUCUGCCCCGCACCAAACUUAACUCCUACCACAUCAAGAUGGAAGACGAGGGCAAUCACGGCAACGACGAUACCAGAUGCUUCAUCCUGUCGACAUUGGCGGCUUUGCAAUGGUCAAGAGUUACGUGCGUUCUUUGUCGCGCUGCCAUGUUGGUCUUUGACAGGUACCCGUUGGUGGACGGGACGUUCUUCUUGUCACCCAGACAACAUUCGCCCGCUUGUGCUGAGGUGAAAGUCGAAGGUCGCACACAAUUUUUGUCAGCCGUGUGCAUGAGUUGUUUGGAGGGCAGCGGCGGGCAGCCUGUACGUUGUCGUUUCUGUACCCAACCGUGGGAUGGCUCGAGCCUGGUCCUCGGUACCAUGUACAGUUACGAUAUCUUCGCUGCCAUGCCCUGCUGCAGCGAGCGACUCAAGUGCAACAGCUGUCAGAAACCCCUGAUCUACCCUCAUCAGCGACUAAACUUCUACUCGGACUACAGCCGCGUUUUCGCCUGUCCGCAUUGCAGGGCAGUCGACGCACACUUCGUAAAGCCGCUCUCGGCCUGUUUCACCCGCGAGCAAUUUCAGCUCUACAGCCAGUGGCCGUAACCAUUAGAGAACUUAGCGAACCGCCGCCGUUUGCGCACCGCGGCCGAUCUGCGUCCCCUCUUCUACAGAUCGAUCUCUCUGCUCCGGACGACCGUGCUUUAGAAUCCUUCCUUCGAUUCCGUAGGAAACUUUUGACAAUGGCGAACGCACUGAGGGGCCGCGAUCUUUCCUUAGAGCGUUUCGUCGGCCGGAUCCACCGAUGUAUGUAUUAAUUUGUUAGAGACUUUCAUUUCGCUCGAUAUAGCUUUUUAUUUUUUUCUUUUGUAAUCCCUUAGGAAUUUUUCUUUUAAUAUAAUCAGAACGGGGGGGUGAUUAUCCAAUGGCUGUUCUGGAUGAGCUUUUAGGGUUUUUAAUUUGUAUCUCGCGGUAGCAAACGAGACGGUACGUGCGAGCCCCUUGGCGCGUUCCCGUAUCGCUAAUGAAGAUAAAGAUGUUUAAGAUGUUUCUUUUUAAUAUCGAUUGUGUAGAUUUAUCUAGAUUGAUCUUUUUUUAAACGGGAGACGCCGAAUCUCGGCACUCGUCGACAUUUCGUUUGGCGAGGUUUGCAAACCUAGUGCAUUUUUUCGUAUGUCACUCUAAGUUUUUAGGCAUUUAUCGUGAGAUUCGUUGAAAUGUGAGUGGCAGUUAUUAAUUUUUCAUUAAUAUACGCGUUUGACGAUUCCCUUUGUGAACGUGUUUCUUUGAUAUAGAUUUUUAAUUAACAAAUUUUUUUUUGUAU